UUUUAAAAAAACAAAUUAGUGCUUGAGAAUGGCGCCCGCAAUCUAUGUUGCUUUUUUAUUCAGCUGCUCAGCAGUCCUAGGAGCUAAACUUGAAGUUGGCGUGAAGCAUGAUGAAUUCCUGACCGCAGGACAGGGUCGAGAGCCAAGCGAAGAAGACGUUCAUUUCUUCCUUUAUACUAGGAGUAAUGGGAUUGAUAAUCCUAAAGAGAUUGGUAUUGAUCAAGGAUCCAUUGAGAGUGCAGGAUUCAAUCCUUCUCAUCCUACCCUAGUAUUUAGUCAUGGAUAUACUUCCAAUGGUCUGGACUUUGCUCGUGGUUUUGUUGAAAAUUUUCAUAAAGUUGGAGACUAUAAUAUCUUUACUGUGGACUGGGGGAAGUUAGCUCAGUGGUAUGAUUAUUUUGGUGCUGCGGGUAGGACAAGAUUUGUUGGAGAGCACACUGCUAAUCUUAUCAAAAUCAUUGUUGACAUUGCAGGUGCUGAUAAGCUUCAUGUAAUCGGACACAGUCUUGGUGCACACGUGUCUGGUUUUAUUGGGAAGAAAUAUCAGGAGUUGACCGGAAAAAAACUACCUAGAAUCACAGGCUUGGAUCCAGCUCAACCUGCUUUUGAUUUUGCCACCAAAAAUGACCGUCUUGACAAGGAGGAUGCUGAUUUUGUUGAUGUUAUUCAUACUAACAGUGGAAUGAUCUGGGAGGGAUGCUUGUCUAUUCCGAAGCAGAUUGGACAUAUGGAUUUCUACCCUGCAGGGGGUAAACAUCAGCCUGAUUGUACAGAUAUCUGUGUUGUUGGAGAAUGCAGCAACAGCAACAUCAACGACCUAAUCUUGGGUGGAUGCAGUCAUGGACGUGCUAACAUCUACUAUAUGGAGAGUGUACUAAGUUUGGUAGAAGGAAAACAGUUCUUGUCCUGGCUGUGUCCUACUUGGGAAGAUUUCCUGGCUGGAUCCUGCUGUGAUAGCACCACUGCUGUUAUGGGGGCUGGGAUUACAAGGGGUGUCGAGGGGAGAUAUAUGUUUAAUGUUAGAGGAGAAUCCCCUCAUGCUCUAGGUGAAGAUGGAGGAGCAUGUUGAUUUAUGAAGAUUAUAUAAAGAUGUUCUAAUAAAUAUCUAGACCAUAA
Molecule: messenger RNA, 1116 nt
Organism: Eurytemora carolleeae
Lineage: Eukaryota; Metazoa; Arthropoda; Copepoda; Calanoida; Temoridae
Product: pancreatic lipase-related protein 2
Exons: 10
Coding region: 29-1069 (346 amino acids)
Biological process (GO): lipid metabolic process
Molecular function (GO): lipase activity
Source: RefSeq, a predicted model, not a curated record